Molecule: messenger RNA, 1062 nt
Organism: Stegodyphus dumicola
Lineage: Eukaryota; Metazoa; Arthropoda; Arachnida; Araneae; Eresidae
Product: polyadenylate-binding protein 4-like pseudogene
Source: RefSeq, a predicted model, not a curated record
CUUUAUGAAUGAUUAAAUCUGAUUUUAACUCGAUGAAAUGUUUGAUAAGGUUGUAAACGUACUUAAUUAUAUUGUAAAAUCAUCACUGUAAAUCUUCACGGGAAUGACUUCUUUGUAUGUAGGAAAUCUCCAUCCAGAUUGCGAUGAAGCAACACUCUACAAGAAAUUCUCAGCUGUGGGGAAAAUUCUAAACAUCCGAAUUUGCACAGAUGUUGUCACUAAAAGUUCUCUUGGUUAUGGUUACGUCAACUACAUGGAUCCCGAAGACGCUAAGAAGGCUCUGAAUACACUCAAUUACGAUCUGGUUAUGGGCAGGGCCAUCCGUAUCAUGUGGGAUGACAAAAAUAUCUUUAACAAAUGCCCCAUGUCAGCCAACUUGUUUGUGAAAAAUUUGCACCCUAAUAUUGAUGAAAGGAUACUCUAUGAUGUAUUCGCAAACUACGGCAAUAUAGUGUCUUUGAAAGUAGCCACAGACGAAAACGGACAAUCCAAAGGAUUCGCUUUUAUCCAAUUUGAGAACGAAGAAUCCGCAAACAAAGCUAUUGAUUGCUUAAAUGAGAAAUUACUCCUAGGCCAUCAGUUGUACGUCAGUAAGUUCAUACCCCGUGAUAAACGACUCGAACAAACGUGUCCUCGGUUUACAAAUAUCUAUCUUAAAAACUUCAAGAGCACUUUUAAGGACGAAGAUUUACAAAAACUAUGCGAGAAAUUCGGAACCAUACUUUCUGCCAAAGUGAUGACGGACGAAAACGGAGAUUCGAAAAAGUUUGGAUUUGUUAAUUUUACAGAUCCCGAAUGUGCUCAAGAAGCGAUCCGAGAACUAAAUGGGAAAACAGUUGAUGGACAAGUGCUGUAUGUCGGUAGAGCGAAAAAGAAAUCGGAGAGACGAGCGGAAGUUUUGGCUAAUUUGAAAAAGACGUUUCAUCGUCUAUACAAUCAUGAAAAAUCAUAAAGAUCUCUUAAACAAGCAAUUUAUAUUUUACCUGGCAUAAAACGCUGAUCAGUAAUUUAUUGCAAAUGAGGUGCGUGUACGUGAGUGUAAUUAAAUUGAAUUAAGCUAGA